AUGACGCACCAAACAUAUCGCAAAUCUGGUGUUAGGAACUUCAGCUCUUCUUCUUCUCAUAUACCAAGGAAUGUGAGUGGAUACAGCACAACCUCCUACCGGAGAGGUCCAAGUUUUGGCAGCAGGAGCCUUGCCAAUAUAGGUUCUGGUUCAAGCAGAAUCUCAGUUGGAAGUUUUCAUCCUGCAAGGAGUUCAUAUGGGUAUGGAGGACCUGGAUCUGGAUUUGGUGCCAGUGGUGGCAGUUCAAGCUUCAGCUAUAGGGUUGGUGGUGGAUUUGGUGCUGGUGGUGGAUAUGGUGCAGGUGCUGGAUUUGGUGCUGGUGGUGGAUAUGGUACAGGUGCUGGAUUUGGUGCUGGUGGAGGACUUGGUGGUGGGUUUGCUGGUGGCUAUGGAGGUGGAUUUGCCCCAGCUUGCAUCACAGCAGUUACCGUUAAUCAAAAUCUGCUAACACCUCUGAACUUGGAGAUUGAUCCAAAUAUCCAGAGAGUAAGAAAAGAAGAAAAAGACCAAAUUAAAACCCUCAACAACAGAUUUGCUUCAUUCAUUGACAAGGUCCGAUUUCUGGAGCAACAAAAUAAAAUGCUGGAGACCAAAUGGACAUUAUUACAGGAACAAAAGGCUGUGAGAAGCCACAUUGAACCUCUAUUUGAAACUUACAUGAACAAUCUCAGGAGGCAAUAUGAAUCACUUGGUGGGGACAAAAUUAGGUUGGAGGCUGAGCUCAAAAACAUGCAAGAUAUGGUAGGGGAUUACAAAGCCAAAUAUGAAGAUGAAAUCAACAAGCGCACCGCUGCGGAAAAUGAGUUUGUGGUUUUGAAAAAAGACGUAGAUGCUGCCUUUAUGAAUAAAAUAGAACUGGAAGCGAAGGUGUCAGGACUGACAGAUGAAAUCAACUUCUUGCGAGAACUCUUCCAAGUGGAGAUAGAUCAGCUCCAUGCACAGAUCUCCGACACCUCGGUCAUUGUGUCCAUGGAUAACAGCCGAGACCUGGACAUGGACAGUAUAAUCGCUGAGGUCAAAGCUCAGUAUGAGGACAUUGCUAAGAAGAGCAGAGUGGAGGCAGAGACUUGGUACCAAACUAAGUAUGAGGAGCUGCGCAUUACUGCAGGAAAACAUGGAGAUGAUUUGCGAAGCACCAAAAAUGAGAUCGCAGAGAACAACAGAGUGAUAAACAGAAUCAAGGGCGAAAUUGAAAACGCAAAAACACAGCGUACUAAGCUAGAAACUGCUAUAAGUGAUGCUGAGCAACGGGGAGAAGCAGCUGUCCGCGACGCCAAAAAUAAACUGACUGGACUGGAGGAUGCUCUACAGAAAGCUAAACAAGACAUGGCCCGUCAACUGAGAGAAUACCAGGAUCUGAUGAAUGUGAAGCUGGCACUAGAUAUUGAGAUCGCCACCUACAGGAAACUAUUAGAAGGAGAAGAAUAUAGGAACAGUGGGAGUGAUGAAGGAUAA
Molecule: messenger RNA, 1455 nt
Organism: Pseudophryne corroboree (corroboree frog)
Lineage: Eukaryota; Metazoa; Chordata; Amphibia; Anura; Myobatrachidae
Product: keratin, type II cytoskeletal 5-like
Exons: 8
Coding region: 1-1455 (484 amino acids)
Biological process (GO): intermediate filament organization; keratinization
Cellular component (GO): keratin filament
Molecular function (GO): structural constituent of skin epidermis
Source: RefSeq, a predicted model, not a curated record